Molecule: messenger RNA, 1569 nt
Organism: Trichoderma harzianum CBS 226.95
Lineage: Eukaryota; Fungi; Ascomycota; Sordariomycetes; Hypocreales; Hypocreaceae
Exons: 4
Coding region: 1-1569 (522 amino acids)
Source: RefSeq, a predicted model, not a curated record
AUGUUUCUGAAACUGAAUCAAAGUCAAGCAAACAAUUCUGCCAUCAAAGAUGACGUCUCCAAAUCUUCCGCCAAGUCAAGCGGCCACAAACCGCUUGAGUUUGUCUCGGUGACACCGGCAAAGCAAAAGGGCAACAAGGCAAUAUCGACCGUUGUCCGCACGCAAGUCAUGAAGGACUACUUUUGGAAACAAAGGAAUCCCGAGAGCACCGACCAGGCAGCAAGCGAGAAUCCGGCAAACCCAUCUCAGUACAAGGGAAGAUUUCGACUCAACUCACAGCCCAGCAGGACAAAGCCUAGAGCAAGCGUCAAGAAGGCAAAAGGUCGCGAGAGGUCCUCUAAUGAAGUCGCCAGAGCGCAAAAGGGAAGGAUUCUAGUGCCGAGGGGUCCGAUAUCCGAUCCUAGCAUUUACGAUCCGGAUGGGUUCUUUGCGAGUACGCCUGCGGGGUUGUUGGGCGGGAGUUUGGAUCCUUUUGACUCGUUUUCUCUCAAGUUGAAGCCAGAGAGUUUGAAGCUGAUUUACUAUUAUAAACAAAGCUAUUCCAAGGACUUUCUCGAUCUCAACGUAGGAGGCGGCUACUGCUUAUUCGAUGCUCGGGAACACCGGGCUCUGUUCCAUUCAAUUCUGUAUCUGGUUGCUCUCGAUUUUAAUCUCAGACGCGGCUUCUCCGAUGCCUUUGGAUGUCUCUAUCAUUCAUCUGAGGCAUUUCGGCUGAUCAACGAACGGAUCCAGAGCGCCAACUUUGAAGAUGCGACAAUAGCAGCGGUUGCAUUGAUAGGGGCCAAAGAAAAUCUCGCUGGCAUGUUUGACGUUUCGUACAUGCACAUGCAGGGCCUGAAGUUUAUGAUUCAGAAAAGAGGCGGAAUCCAGAAUAUCAAGGGCCUUCAUCGCGGAGUAGUUAUAUGGGCUGAUUUCUGUAACUCGAGCGUUUGGAAUUGCCCGCCGCAGUUUCCGCAUACCUCACUUUCUUCGAAUCAAGAUAUCGAGUUCCCAUCCGAAACAUUAUCAUCGACAGACGACGUCUCACAAGACAAUCUCGAUGUUGAAUCGCAAAUUGUCUCCCUCGUACAGUCUCUUCGCAAAAUAUCCGCUGCAAAAGACGUACAAGGCCACAAAAAGACGGAAGCAAGCCAUGUAUACGACACCGAGUACAGGCUCCAUCUUAUCAAAGCCAGUAUUGCCGAUCGCGGAGCUAGCAGUAGUGAAUUGGUUCCCCUAUGCGUUGCUUUGAACAUAUACCUCUACCUGGCUAUUCGAGAGCUUCCUGCAAGAGCUCAGAUGAUUCAGCGCCUGAUUGAUCGGUUACAAGCUACCUUCAAUCUGCAGCUCAUAGAGAAGCCGCCUUCAAAUACACAUAAACAAAGCUGGAUAUUGUGGAUGUUAUUCAUCGGAUACGCGGCUGCCCUUGAAAACAAACGACAAGAGUGGCUUGCGCAAAGUCUGAAGUCGCUGUACACCAAGUCCAGCUUUCGGGACAUGGACCAGCUUCAAGAAACACUCAAGAGCGUCUUGUGGCAGGAUAGCUGGAGUGAGUAUUACUUUAAAAAGCUCAGAGAAGAAAUCGCUUGA